CUCUAAGUAAGAAUCAUAUUUCUACAUUAAAAUCAAACAAUAUGAAUCUUAUGGACUUGCUUUCGGGCGAUCCUCCUUCUUCAAUUUAUUCCACCAAUGAACUAGAAAAGGAUAGUGUUCUACAACUACCUAAUGAUAACUUAAGUAAGAAUAAUGUGGUGAACCUUAGUCAAGAAGUAGAACAACCAAAUAAUGGAAUCUAUUAUUUACCAACCACUUUAACAAGAUUACAAAAGGAAUUAAUGGAAUUAGUAGUAAAGAUGUUUAGUCCUGAACUUUUAAAUGAAUUAACCACCAAAAAGAGUAGAACUAGUAUUGAUAGUUUACUAGAUUCAAGUAGUAAUGCUGAACAUGAAAGUCAAACAUAUGAUAAAAUAGCUUUAUUGUUAGAUCAAUUACAAACAAUCGAAAGUCAUCCUUCAUUACUUGUAGAUCAUUUCAUGCCUAAAAAAUUACUACUUCUGGAAACCAGUGAAAGACUUCUUAGUAUGUCAGGGAAAUUACAAUUAUUUAAUCGUAUUGUCGAUUUUUUAGUUGAGAAAUGUGAUUAUGAAACAGGUUUUCAUGUUUUAAUAGUAGCUCAAAGUGUUAAAGAAUUAGAGUUGGUAGAGGGAAUAAUAGUUGGAAAGGAUUUGAAUUACAGAAAUUUAAGUACAGCUAAAUUAUAUGAUGAUGGGAAAUCUAUUCCUGAUUAUAAAAAUAAAUCACUCCUCAACAAAGAUGCUAAAGUAUGCUUAUAUCUAGCAACUUCUCAACAACUUUAUAACAAAUAUACUCUGUCAGUUGGUACUGUGAAUUCGAAAUUUAAUUUAAUAUUUUCUCUUGAUUCAAAAUUAGAUGUUAGUAGUCCAAGUAUUGAAUUAAUUAGAUCAGAGACAAUCGAGACCCCUAUCAUAAUACCAAUCCCAGUUUUUUCAUUAGAACAUAUAAGUUUACAAAUCCCUCAACCAGCACAAAACUAUAACUAUUCCAAAGAUACAAAUAGUUCAUUGUUUAAAUGGAAUCUUCGAAUGGUAAAGACUUUUAUAGUAAAUCGAUUUCAUUUAUUUGAAUCUAAUGAACAAAGCUUCUUCAAAGAUCAAUAUGGUGGGAGUAUUAAAACCAUUCAAUCUUGGUUUCCAUCAUGGACAAAUUUAAGACUCCCUGGAGGUUUAUUACAAUCAUUUAAUGAUCAAUUGGCUAUUAAUUUUACUGAUGAAAAAUUAAUUAAAAAGAUUCAUUCAAAUUAUUCAUCUUUAGAAAUUCCACCUAUUGCUAUAGACUUUACUAAUUUUUCUUAUAAGAAAUAUAAAGUCGCUUUAGCUGAAUCAUUAAACUAUAGAAUUAUACAAGUUGAAGAAGAAGUUGCUAAAACUUAUGGAACCAAGAUUCCUGAGUUUAGAAUUGAAGAAAGUAAACGUCAAUUAAGAUUAGAUGAAGAUGAAGAAAUUGUAGCGACAAGUUAUAGAAAGUUAAGAAGAUUAAAUGAAGAUGCUGGAUUUGCUGAGAAGAAAAUUAAUAAAAUAGAUUCUGAUUUAUCCAAAUCUAAUGAUAAGAAAGUUGAACUUGAAAGGAAAUUAGCAUAUUUGGAAGAGCAAAAAUCUAAACCAUUAACAGAAGAUGAUUUAACUAAACAAUCAGAUACUAUUGAAAAAUUAAAAGAAGAAAUGAAGAAUUUGCUGGAAGAAUUAACUAAAUUAGAAACAGAAAAUGAAGGUAUUCGUGAUAAAUAUCAAACUAGUUCAGCUACAGCAGCCCUGAUAGCUGCUAAGCUUGCAAAAUUUACUAAACAAAAUAAAAAAAUCACUGAUAAAAUGGAAGGACCAGGUAUGAAAGUAUUACCAGAACUUAUUAAAAAGGAUACUUUGAUAAACUAUGAGUAUCAAUUAAGUAAGUUAAAGAAUGAUAAUGAAUUUAUUUCUCUGUUUAUUCAAGAUAGAAUAGAUGGGGUUAGUAGAGAAAGACAAGCAAUACUUGAAGCAUCAACAACUGGUUCAAGUAGUAGACCAAGUAAUCGUAUAAGUAGAGCAUCUACGCCUUUGACUUAGUUGGGUACAAACAAACAAACAAACAAAUACAUAUAUAUGGCAUGUAUAUUGUAACUAUAUAAUAAUAUUAACUCUAUAUUAAUAACU
Molecule: messenger RNA, 2114 nt
Organism: Scheffersomyces amazonensis
Lineage: Eukaryota; Fungi; Ascomycota; Pichiomycetes; Serinales; Debaryomycetaceae
Exons: 1
Coding region: 42-2027 (661 amino acids)
Cellular component (GO): HDA1 complex
Source: RefSeq, a predicted model, not a curated record